Molecule: messenger RNA, 919 nt
Organism: Cynara cardunculus var. scolymus (artichoke)
Lineage: Eukaryota; Viridiplantae; Streptophyta; Magnoliopsida; Asterales; Asteraceae
Product: ras-related protein RABA1f-like
Exons: 2
Coding region: 106-759 (217 amino acids)
Cellular component (GO): endosome
Molecular function (GO): GTPase activity; GTP binding
Source: RefSeq, a predicted model, not a curated record
AACCGUCGGCUUUUAUUCAUGGCUACUCGAUGCUGAUCAUCUUCUCAGAAUCCAACAUUUGAAUCCAACUUCACACAUUUACCAUUACCAUUACCAUUACCAUUGAUGGCGGUAUACAGAGCUGAUGAUGACUACGAUUAUCUCUUCAAAGUCGUUCUUAUCGGAGACUCCGGUGUUGGCAAAUCCAAUUUGCUUUCCAGGUUCACCAGAAACGAGUUUAGCCUUGAAUCUAAGUCCACAAUCGGCGUUGAAUUCGCCACCAGAAGUAUUCGUGUUGAUGAUAAGAUCAUCAAGGCUCAGAUUUGGGAUACUGCCGGCCAAGAAAGGUACCGUGCAAUCACAAGUGCAUACUACCGAGGAGCCGUUGGUGCUUUGCUUGUUUACGACACAACACGCCACAUCACCUUCGAGAACGUCGAGAGAUGGUUGAAAGAACUCCGAGACCACAGCGAUUCAAACAUCGUGAUAAUGCUAGUAGGAAACAAGGCCGAUUUGCGUCAUUUACGCGCAGUUUCCACAGAGGAUGCAAAAACCUUCGCUGAAAAGGAAAACACCUAUUUUAUGGAAACAUCAGCUCUCGAGGCCCUGAACGUAGAAAAUGCUUUCACUGAAGUCCUUACCCAAAUAUACCACGUAGUUAGCCGAAAAGCACUCGAUAUUGGGAACGAUCCUGCAGCAUUGCCUCAAGGUCAAACCAUUAAUGUCGGGUCAAAAGAUGAUAUUUCGGCUGUCAAGAAAGUCGGUUGCUGUUCUACUUGAUAACGAUAGCCAGAAGAUCAAGAUUUUUGAAGUUUUCGGCUGAUAAUUGGGUUAGUUUAUGAGCGAAAUUUGAAAUCUUUAACAAGAAAAGUAGAGAUCAGGCUACUGGUAUUACUUCAAUUUUUCCUGCUAUUUUUGUAUAAUUCAAUUUGUUAACUGC